AUGACCGUUGUUGUCGAAAACGCCUACGACGUUGCGAUACUCACCGGUUGUACGUACACGGCGUGCGAUCCGCGGGCACGGUCCGAAGGCAGCCACGAAAACGUACACGGCACAACGUUAACGACGAACGGGCCGGGUGAAAAACGCGCGACUACUGAGACCGGCCGGGGCGUCGACGAGAUCGCUUUGACCGGCGCCCGGCCGUGCCCGCGCGACUCCGAAGUCCGGCACCGGUCUAAGGUCGCGGGCGCCGUCACCGCGGUCCCCACCGCCCGGACCGCGUUGCAUAAAAUUCAACAAGACGCGCGCGCCCGUGAAAAUUAA
Cinara cedri is the source of this 324-nucleotide messenger RNA. Lineage: Eukaryota; Metazoa; Arthropoda; Insecta; Hemiptera; Aphididae. The record is from the annotation of a GenBank genome assembly.